UCUUACAACACAUACCAGGAAGAGACUGACUUGUUAUUUCUCCUUUCUGUCAUACUGACUUUAUCUCAACAAAAGCAUAAAAGAAUCGGCUAUUAAUGAAGAACAAAGAGAAAAACUUUCAAGAAGUUUGUUUCUGAACAGACAGCAGAUCUUUGAGGUUAUUCAUUUUUGAAACCAUCAUUCAGAAAGUGAAAGUAAAGUUUAGACUGCAGGAGCUCAAACAGUGAAAAUGGCUUCACUAUCUGAAGAUGAUCUUUCUUGUCCCGUGUGUCAUGAAAUCUUCAGUGUUCCUGUUAUUUUAUCAUGUAGUCACAGUUUCUGUAAAGAGUGUCUUCAACAGUUCUGGAGAAUCAGGGAAACUCGGGAGUGUCCUGUCUGCAGGAGAAGAUCCUCAAAAGAAGAACCUCCACCUAAUCUUGCGUUAAAGAACUUGUGUGAGUCGAUCCUGAAGGAGAGAAAUGAGAGGCGUUCAUCAGGAUCUGAGGAGAUCUGCAGUUUACACAGUGAAAAACUCAAACUCUUCUGUCUGGAGGACAAACAGCCUGUGUGUUUAGUGUGCAGAGAUUCAAAACAACACGACAAUCAUAAAUUCAGACCCAUCGGUGAAGUGGUUUCAUCAUAUAAGGAGGAUCUCAAUACAACACUGAAGUCCUUACAAGAGAAACUUAAACACAAUGAAAACAUUAAAGGAGAGUUUGAGAAAACAGUUCAACACAUCAAGUCUCAAGCUGAGCACACAGAGCGUCAGAUUAAACAGCAGUUUGAGAAGCUUCAUCAGUUUCUCAGAGAUGAAGAAGAAGCUACAAUCACUGCACUGAGGGAGGAAGAGGAGCAGAAGAAGCAGAUGAUGAAGGAGAAGCUGGAGGAGAUGAACAGACACAUCUCAGCUCUUUCACACACAAUCGAAGACAUGGAGGAGAUGAUGAAAGCCAGUGACGUCUGCUUUCUGAAGGAGUUUCCAGUCUCAAAGGAAAGAGUCCAGAGCUCACAGCCGGAUCCACAGAUGGCUUCUGGAGCUUUGAUUCAUGUGCCACGUUACUUGGGCAACCUACCGUUCAGAGUCUGGAAGAAGAUGCAGGACAUCAUCCAAAACACUCCUGUGAUUCUGGAUCCAAACACUGCGAAUCCACGUCUCGUCCUGUCUGAUGAUCUGACCAGUGUGAGAGACAGCGGAAUCGAUCAACCUCUUCCUGAUAAUCCAGAGAGAUUUGACUGUUAUCCCUGUGUUCUGGGUUCAGAGGGAUUUAACUCAGGAACACACUGCUGGGAUGUGGAGGUUAAAGAGAGUGAACGCUGGACUCUUGGAGUAACUACAGCAACAAACCAGAGGAAGGGAGGUGUUUUCUUUAGCACUGGUGAUGUCUGGAGUGUGGGGCGCAGAUGGUUUAAUCAGAAGCUUGAUCGAGUGAGAGUGAAUCUGGACUAUGACAGAGGAACGAUGUCAUUCUCUGAUCCUGUAACUAACACACAUCUACACACACUCACAACCACCUUCACUCACACACUCUUUCCAGUCUUCAAUUUUUCUGGCUCUCUGAGGAUCUUACCAGUCAAUAUAAGUAAUCAUCACUCCUUGUAGAUCUGGAUCUUCCUGCUUUCAUCAUGUUUCCAGUAUUUAAUCCAGAUCAAAUGAGGAAGAUUGCUGUCGGUCUGAAUAUCAGUACGGUGGCUGUGAUUGGUCCACAGCUGAUCACAUGACUGAUAUAUCCAGCACUACAGCAACACUCACACUCUCAUACUGACUUUAAUACAUCUUUCCUUGAACAGUUCAGUAAACAAUUAGUUUAUUUUUCCCUACAAGUGGGAAAACCAGAAGAACAAGCAUCAGGCAAUUCCUUGCAUGUUUUAAUGGCGAAAGACAAUCGGGGCAAAUGUCCAUGAAAACUGGAGUUUGUUCAGAUUUAUUCCAUGUAGGAGCUCUUUGUUUUGAAGCACAGCUUUUUUUAAGCAGAUUGUAUGACACAAACGUUGUCUGAGCCAGAGAAUGAUGAUCAAGUCCCGUUUGGAUCCACUUCUCCACAGAAAGUUUAUUCAGGUGUGUUUGUGCACUGUACACCAUGUGUGUGUGUAUGUGUGUAAUACACACAUUUAUGUGUGCAUGUGUGUAUGACUGUAUAACAUAUGCCAAAUAAAAUAUUUUGCUUUUGCAAAGUUGUACGUUUCCAUAUUGUAGGUAACAUUUAUUUUAACAUUGUGUACAGGUAAUGUUUGACCACUAUAAAUACUGUGAAUAUAGUGGUGGGACUGUGACAUCACUUUGUAGGCCAAUCAGCAGUUAGCAUCACACUGGUUCCCUCAACAAAAACCCAAUAGGAUUUUCCAAUAGGAAACAAAUAAGCUAAGAACGCCACCACAAGCUCUUAAAUACGAGUGGGAAGCUCAGGAUUUCCCUUUAAGCCCUGAACUUUAUGAGUUGGGGGCGUGUCAGUGAGAAAAGUGGCAAAAUACCAUAAUAAUUAGGGUAGGCUAUU
Megalobrama amblycephala (Wuchang bream) is the source of this 2471-nucleotide messenger RNA. RefSeq names its product E3 ubiquitin-protein ligase TRIM35-like. Gene Ontology annotation, molecular function: zinc ion binding; protein binding. The record is from RefSeq and is a predicted model, not a curated record. The transcript is spliced from 6 exons. Lineage: Eukaryota; Metazoa; Chordata; Actinopteri; Cypriniformes; Xenocyprididae. The coding region runs from base 230 to 1579 and encodes 449 amino acids.